GGUUUCCCGACCGACCCUAUAUAUAAUCGCCGACCCUAAUUGAUUUUUUUCCAUCGUUAGAAAUUCGGGAGUCACGCGUUGGUACGUUUAACUUUUAUAUUCAUCUUAAUCGGUCAAGCGUUUGAAAUCGAAAUCGAAAGUGAAAAAAAACAUGGCGUCGGUAUCAACAUCCACAUGUUCUCUGGAGUUCGAAGAAUGUGCUCACAUAAAACAAAUGAAGUUGAUCUCGGCAUUGCCGAAUAACAUGACAUUUAUACAGGCGUUUGAACGAUAUCAUGGGGGGAAUGAAAAGGUUCCCCAUUUCGAAGUGCGAGGCAAGCAGCAUGGAGGCAAAGAUAGUUUUGACAUUACCCCAGGUUUGACCAUCGGUGAAGUUAUAUCCUCGUUUGACAUUCGGUGCUUCGAAUUCAAGUGCUUACCAUCUGAACACGACGAAAUUAAACAAAUGAUUACCGAAGCAGCUUCAAACGCAACCAAAACUGCAAGCAAUGCCUUUCAAAUUCUUAUGGCUGGGGGCAGGGGUUAUCCUAACAAAAAGGCAACAAGUAGUGGGAUGAAAGCUGGUGUGAACAAAAAGGAUGAGAUGUACAACAUGUUGGUUGAUGAUUUCGUAAAGAAAAACCUUAGCUUUGCAAAAUGUACAGCUAAUACUGAUGGAUCUUACUUCAUACAGGUUACUUUGUCAGGAAGGUGCUGUGCAAUGCCCUUUGGUACUUGACAAACCAACACUCAGUUAUUGAUGAAGCAUCUCGACAUAAAAAGAAUAUACAGCCAGUUCCAGAUGUGUUUUCCAAAUAUGAAGGAUUUAAUGACUUGAA
This is a messenger RNA of Magallana angulata, 818 nucleotides long. RefSeq lists its product as uncharacterized. NCBI's taxonomy places the organism in Eukaryota, Metazoa, Mollusca, Bivalvia, Ostreida, Ostreidae. The coding region runs from base 152 to 718 and encodes 188 amino acids. The record is from RefSeq and is a predicted model, not a curated record. The transcript has 4 exons.